Messenger RNA from Penicillium expansum, 1323 nucleotides. RefSeq lists its product as uncharacterized. NCBI's taxonomy places the organism in Eukaryota, Fungi, Ascomycota, Eurotiomycetes, Eurotiales, Aspergillaceae. The record is from RefSeq and is a predicted model, not a curated record. The transcript is spliced from 6 exons. The coding region runs from base 1 to 1323 and encodes 440 amino acids.
AUGCCUCCUCGAAGCUCACUGACCAGCUCGUUCUCGGUAACCGAUGCCAAUAAUGAGGUGGAAAAACGCUAUCGCUCCAUGCAGGAGCAUAUUCGACGUGCGCAUCCGAACCACUACAUCCCGAAGCUCCCGGCUACCGAGGAGAGCUUCCUGAUGAUGGUGAACACCCCGCUCGAGCAACGGGUGCAGCUGUCACCCCCCGAACCCGCUCAACCCCGGCGACCUCAUGAUGUGGCGCCGGAGAGGGACAUCUAUGUCGCGGAUGGCUCCCCGGCUACCCCUCGAGCUCUGGAUGAACCCCACCCAGCUGCGGCCACUGCGGCGGUUGCUCUGGCACAACUGCACCAUCAUCGACUGGCCUCAGAUUGGGAUACAGACAUGGAUACCCAUUCGGAUACCGACUUGAGUCAUCCCCGCUUGCGUGGAGCUAUUGAACUUCCCCCACUCCGUGACCAUUUCAAGCAGGAAUCUCUCCCGCCGUUUACCCCUCGUCCUCGCGAGCUUCUUCCAUCCAUCCUCAAUCACUCCCCGCCCGGUCGCUCAUCCACAUUACCGCCAAUCCAGCGGAGAGACAAGUUUUGCCGCCCGCGCAAAUCUUCCAUCACUCAAUCUGCCCGCAAACCCAAGCAGGAUCGCCCCAAGUCAAAGGAAUUCGGGCGGCGACCAAGCCUCGGGGAUCGCAAAGCCCUUUCAGCAGAGCCGCAAACUGCGGCGUGGGCGCAAGGCAAGCGUUGGGAGGAUUUGAUAGAAGCCGCGACGUCAGCAACCGAAGUAGACGAUGAGCCUUAUUCAGAGGCUGGUCGGUCGCCAACGAUUGCCCCACUACUUUCCAACGUGACGUCUGUCCCCUCUGGGGUGAAAAAUCGGUCCUCGCUACCACCCGCUUUCCAAUCUGCAGGAUUGCCUCCUAUCACUUCCCAUCGGCCAUUCCCACCGCAUUCAUACGCCGCCUCGCCCUUGCACAAAUCAUUGACCCCACCACCAUACGAGAACCACCGCAGCCGUGAGAGCGACUUGGAACCAUUCCCAUCUAUUGAAUCAUCGCUCGAUUCCAUGUCUUCAGCAUCUGGCAGAAAUUUCGCAUCAUCGGUUUCGGGAGUUGCGCCGUCUAUAAACUCUGAUUCGAGCCCGGUUAUGAAUCUUAUCCCGUCCAUUUCCCAGCGCCAGCAACAUCGAUUCUCCAAUCCUACCCCGGCAUCUUUCCGCAACAAAGAGGUUCAGGACCAACAAGUUACCCUGGUCCUCGCGGGUGUCCACGAUGCCGAACGGUGGGAGGCAAAUGGAAAGCCUUCCAAAUCGACAUCAAGUGAACGACCUCAAUAA